Scedosporium apiospermum is the source of this 774-nucleotide messenger RNA. RefSeq lists its product as uncharacterized. Lineage: Eukaryota; Fungi; Ascomycota; Sordariomycetes; Microascales; Microascaceae. The record is from RefSeq and is a predicted model, not a curated record. The coding region runs from base 1 to 774 and encodes 257 amino acids. Gene Ontology annotation, biological process: regulation of transcription by RNA polymerase II. Gene Ontology annotation, molecular function: transcription coregulator activity. The transcript is spliced from 3 exons. Gene Ontology annotation, cellular component: mediator complex; core mediator complex.
AUGGGCGAUCCCCAAGAUUCCCAGCAACCGACACGAAGCGCCCUCGCUUCAACAUGGCCCAAUCCGCCCCCAUUCUUCGAAGACUUCACCGAGGAGAAGCUCGAGCAAUUCCGGCAAUUCGUCGAGAGCCAGCCGAAAGCAGGAGAUCAGAGUGAAAAUGCACCCGUGGCGAGGAUACCGAACAUACCGACGGAUUUGAUCAAUUUACAACCGCCGGCGGAGCCCGAGGAUGGGAAGUGGAGAGUGUUUGGGGAUCAGUACACGCUUGACGACAAGUUACCAACCCUCGAAGAACAAGGGAUGCCCAAACUAGGCGCCGAGAGCGCCUCGCAAGACGAGCAAGGGAAGGAGGGUAAACAUCAAGACCGAGCCUUUGAGCUUAAGCGGCUGGCGAAGUCACUACUUUUGAACUUCCUAGAAUUACUGGGAAUCUUAAGUAUAGACCCUGCACAGGCCGAGGAGAAGGCUAAUGACCUCCGCACGCUCUUCAUCAACUUCCACCACGUCCUCAACGAAUACCGACCCCACCAAGCUCGAGAGUCCACGAUCGCCCUCAUGCAAGAACACCUCGACCGAACACGCGCCGAGACGGCCGCCAUAAGAGAGAGCGUGGAUCGCACGAAGCGGGUUAUCGAAGGGUUGGGGAGUAUUGAGAUUUCGGAGCGGCCCGAAUCGGCGUGGGUUAUGAGGGGCAAGGAGAAGGAGGAGGUGAAGGAAGGGGGCCAGAAGAGGGAGACUGAGGUUUGGGCGGCGGCUGAUGAGUUGAUCUUAUAG